AUGCAUGCAACUCUGAAACUCGCCUUGACGGCAGGCCUUGCGGCCUUGACCUCAGCAAACCCUAUUCAGGAGCGACAGAGCGAUGGCGAUGUUGUGGGCUCGCUCACUGGGACCUUGGGCCUGAACACUGCACUGGGAGCGCUUGGUGGAACGUUGGGCCAGAACCAGACAUUCGACUACGUGGUGGUCGGGGCCGGAACUGCUGGACUCCCUCUUGCCUAUCGUCUCUCAGAGGAUCCAAAAGUCACAGUAGCGCUCAUAGAGGCUGGUGAUUUUUACGAGCUGGAGAAUCCUCUUUUUUCCUCGACACCGGCAGGUGAUGUCGUCUUCUGCGGAUCUAGUCCUCUUGACAACAACCCGAUCGUCGACUGGAACUUUAUCACUCAGCCACAAACCGGUGCGUCUAACCGACGAGUCCACUAUGCCCGUGGGCGCUGCCUUGGUGGCACCAGCGCUCGUAACUUCAUGAUCUACCAGCGAGGUACUCGCGGAUCGUACCAGAAGUGGGCGAACGAUAUUGGUGACCAGAGCUACACCUUCGACAACUUGCUUCCKUACUUCAAGAAGAGCAUGCACUUCACGGCCCCUGGCCCCAAGCGCGCCGCAAACGCCACCGCAGACUACAACYCCGGCAGCUACAGUGCAACCGGAGGUCCAGGACAAGUCAGCUAUGCCAACUUCGCCCAGCCCUUUUCAAGCUAUAUGGAGGCUGGCUUGAACGCUAUCGGACUUCCCAAGCAAGCCGGCUUUGAAGACGGUGUCCUUGAUGGCACGGCCUACUGUGCCUCGACCAUUGUUCCAGAGUCUCAGAGACGUGGAUCCUCUCAAGAGACCUUCCUCAAUGCAGCUAUCGCCCAGGGCCGGACCAACCUCAAGGUCUUCAGCUUGUCAAUGGCCAAGAAGAUCUUGUUUGACUCCAACAAGAGAGCCACGGGUGUUCAGGUCGCUGCAGCUGGCCUUCUUCCUUUCGUCCUCAGCGCCCGUAAGGAAGUGAUCGUCUCGGCUGGUGCUUUCCAGAGCCCUCAGCUUCUCAUGGUUUCGGGAAUUGGCCCAGCCGACCAGCUCAAGCCUUUGGGCAUCCCGAUCAUCAAGGAGAACCCAAAUGUGGGCCAGAACAUGUGGGACCAUGUUUUCGCUGGCCCAACCUACCRGAUGGCCAUGGAGACCUUCACCAAAUUGGCCAAUGAGCCUACAUAUCUCGCGGAGAAGGGUGUUGAAUACUUCGGAAACCAGUCCGGACCUCUUACCAACCCUGUGUCUGACUUCUUGGGCUGGGAGAAGCUCCCCUUUUCUGACUACGCCCAGCUCUCUACCAGGGCUAAGAUCGCUCUUGCUCAGUUCCCUGCCGACUGGCCGGAGCUGGAGUACAUCAGCGGAGCAGGUUACGUUGGUGACUUUGCCGACCUUCUCCUGACUCAGCCUGAGAAAGGUUCUGGAAAGCAAUUCGGCACAAUCCUUUCCACUCUUGUGAAGCCGCUGUCGAGAGGCACUGUCAAGAUUACAUCUGCGGACACCAACGUGCUGCCCGACAUCAACCCCAACUGGCUCGCAGACCCCACGGACCAAGAGGUUGCAAUCAUCGCUUUCAAGCGCGCCCGUCAAGCUUUCCAUUCUGCUGCCAUGCAGAAGGGUGUUGUUGGCCCGGAGUUCUUCCCUGGAUCCAACACUGCCACCGACGAGCAGAUUCUCCAGAACUACCGUGAUACUUUGAUGACUGUCUGGCACGCAUCGUGCACAUGUAAGAUGGGCAGAGCCAACGACCCCACGGCCGUUGUAGACCCAAAGGCGAGAGUUAUUGGUGUCAAGAACCUCCGGGUCGUGGAUGCCAGUGCCUUCAACUUGCUGCCACCAGGGCAUCCGAUGUCAACCGUUUACGCUUUGGCUGAAAAGAUUGCACAAGAUAUUAAGAACGAUAACCAGUAG
Ramularia collo-cygni is the source of this 1923-nucleotide messenger RNA. RefSeq names its product related to choline dehydrogenase. Gene Ontology annotation, biological process: secondary metabolite biosynthetic process. The record is from RefSeq and is a predicted model, not a curated record. Gene Ontology annotation, molecular function: oxidoreductase activity, acting on CH-OH group of donors; flavin adenine dinucleotide binding. The transcript is spliced from 7 exons. Bases 1 to 1923 code for a protein of 640 amino acids. Lineage: Eukaryota; Fungi; Ascomycota; Dothideomycetes; Mycosphaerellales; Mycosphaerellaceae.